Messenger RNA from Jaculus jaculus (lesser Egyptian jerboa), 1907 nucleotides. RefSeq names its product mitochondrial fission regulator 1 like (gene Mtfr1l). NCBI's taxonomy places the organism in Eukaryota, Metazoa, Chordata, Mammalia, Rodentia, Dipodidae. Gene Ontology annotation, biological process: aerobic respiration; mitochondrial fission. The record is from RefSeq and is a predicted model, not a curated record. The coding region runs from base 180 to 1058 and encodes 292 amino acids. The transcript is spliced from 7 exons. Gene Ontology annotation, cellular component: mitochondrion.
GUGAGGGCCGCGCGGGAGGGCGGGGCCGCCCGCGGCGGCAGGCGGGGCCGUGAGGUGAGUCCCGGAGCCCGAGUGUGAGGAAAGGAAACCUGGUGCUCCUGGAGAUGGCCUGAUAUGAAGAAGAGACACAUCCAGCCUUCUCAAACUGCCUGUUCCUUCAAGUGCAGGAGCUGGUUGACAUGUCAGGAAUGGAAGCCAAUGUGACUAUCCCAAUCUGGCAGAACAAGCCACAUGGGGCUGCUCGAAGUGUAGUGAGAAGAAUUGGGACUAACCUGCCCCUGAAACCAUGCCCCCGGGCAUCCUUCGAGACCCUGCCUAACAUCUCAGACCUGUGUUUGAGAGAUGUCCCUCCAGUCCCUACUUUGGCUGACAUUGCCUGGAUUGCUGCAGAUGAAGAGGAGACAUAUGCUCGGGUCAGGAGCGAUACACGGCCCCUGAGACACACCUGGAAACCUAGUCCUCUGAUUGUCAUGCAACGUAAUGCCUCGGUGCCCAACUUGCGUGGGUCUGAGGAGAGACUCCUGGCCCUGAAAAAGCCAGCCUUGCCAGCCCUAAGCCGCACCACUGAGCUGCAAGAUGAGCUGAGCCACCUGCGCAGCCAGAUUGCCAAAAUAGUGGCAGCUGAUGCAGCUUCGGCUUCAUUAACGCCAGAUUUCUUAUCUCCAGGAAGCUCAAAUGUCUCUUCUCCCUUACCUUGUUUUGGAUCCUCAUUCCACUCUACAACUUCCUUUGUCAUUAGUGACAUCACCGAGGAGACUGAGGUAGAGGUCCCUGAGCUUCCACCAGUCCCCCUGCUUUGUUCUGCCAGCCCUGACUGUUGCAAACCGGAACACAAAGCUACCUGCAGCUCGUCUGAAGAGGAUGACUGCAUCUCUCUGUCCAAGGCCAGCAGCUUUGCAGACAUGAUGGGCAUCUUGAAGGACUUUCAUCGGAUAAAACAGAGCCAAGAUUUGACCCGGAGCUUAAUGAAGGAAGAGGACCCUGCUGUGCUCAUCUCUGAGGUCCUAAGGAGGAAGUUUGCUCUCAAAGAAGAAGAUAUCAGUAGAAAAGGAAACUGAUAGCACUCCACUCUGCAGAACUCAGUCUCAUGCUCCUGAGUCCCUUCAGCUGCUGCCUUCCUCACUGCAGAUGUUUCUGCCUCAGUUAGAAACCUGCAAGUCUUGCUGACAAGCUUGAGCUCAAAGAGAAGAGGAUGUGUUUCCCAUACUUCAACCUUAGCAGAAGCUAAGGCCUGUGGUUUGAGCUGAGACAUUUACUGGUAAUCGUGGAGAGUGGAGUGUCUAGUUAAGGGGCAAAAUGGAAGUUUCUUGUCUUGUGAAAAUAGGUUCUAAAUGAAUGACUUAACUUCACUGCAUAGACCCCAUAAUCGGUCUCACAGGACACUCUGUGCACAGCUAUGGUCACUCACUCUGAGCAGCUUCCUUGAAGCAUAGCAGGGCUGAGGGAAGGGGCUGCGUGAUGAACAUGUUCACAGGGCAGGGAAGACCUUAUGCUGCUCCAUCAUAAACCAACAUCAAUGCCCAACAAUCACCCCUUCCCUCUAGAUGUAGAGGUCAGGCCACCGGACCAGCCAAUACUUUGGGCUGCUGCUGGGACGCCUGGGCUAUUUUUUCUUAAAUAUAUUUUAUGAUACUGUACAACCAAAUCUACCCUCCAGGGCCUCAUCAGUUUCACUGAUUAAAAACUCUUCCUUGGACUUCAAGUCUAGCAGGAAGGAGAAAUGAGGAGGGAAAAGAACAUACCAUCCUUCCAGGCCACUGACUGACUGACUUUAGGGUGGGCCAAGGUUUGUACCUUUGCAUCAUGCAUGACUCAGGUGCCCCCCGGGGCCCUUUCUCUAUGGUAUGUAUACUGUGUGUUUGGGUUGAAGCACUACCUGAUAUUAAAUGAAGGAUUUGGAGAAAUAA